Molecule: messenger RNA, 4754 nt
Organism: Drosophila ananassae
Lineage: Eukaryota; Metazoa; Arthropoda; Insecta; Diptera; Drosophilidae
Gene: Ube4B
Product: ubiquitin conjugation factor E4 B
Exons: 10
Coding region: 596-4228 (1210 amino acids)
Biological process (GO): protein polyubiquitination
Cellular component (GO): nucleus; cytoplasm; ubiquitin ligase complex
Molecular function (GO): ubiquitin-ubiquitin ligase activity
Source: RefSeq, a predicted model, not a curated record
CUUCCAUAUUUGAUAGAAAAGAGUCAACGUCUAAAAAUGGUACAAAUAUAAAAUAAAAUAAAAAAAAAAAAUUUUAAAUAUAAAGUAAAAAAGUAUUAAGGAAAAUUUUUAAGCACUGACUUCACGAUUGUCGUAUUUUUCGGUAUUUUCGAUAUUUCCGAUAUGCUCGUCGGACGCGAAAACAAAAAUUAAAAUUAAAAAAUUGAAAAGGAAAAGCGGACGUGUGUAGUUUCAGUGCGUUUUAAAAAAAAUAUUAAAAAAGCCGAUAUCUGCACUUGAUCCAAGCAACAGCCAACAGUGAGCAAGUAGUCCGAUAACCAGGCCUCGUAUUCAAACAAAAGAGAAAUUUUUUGCGUGGUCACCAGUCGGUGGUAUUGCCGUUGCAGUCGUCUGUUUGGGAAGUUGUUGCGCUCCUCAGAGUGUCCGGACACUAGUUUAGAUCUCCAAAAGACAGUAAGCACGGACAGCAGGUGAAAAUCGACGUUGCGAGGCUAAAGUUUUUCAGCUGCAGGGGCGAAGGAAAAACUACGCAACAAACAAACAAUAACAGAGCGGAAAACCCAAACUGCGCAUUGCUUCAACACGGAUCGGAGAAAUGCCGGAAGAAGAGCCACCACAGAAGCCCAUGGAGGAAGGGGAAGACGAGGAGCAAGACCAGGAUCAGGAUCAGGAGCAGGAGCCUGAGCCAGACUUGGCUGAGCCUCAGCUGCAGCAAGACGAACAAGAAGUGGGUCAACCAGAAGAUCAGACGCACAAGCCGGUAGAGGAGCCAGUUGUGGCCGAAUUAUCCGCCGAAGAGAUCCGUGAACGCCGUCUUCGCACCCUGGCCGCUCGAAGUGGCCUGCAAACUGCCCCAAAUACGCUGAGCUCCGUCAGCCCCAGCCCGGAGAAGGCUCCGCGUACACAGACCAACGUUUCUGGAGAGUCUCGAUUGGUUCGCGAUGCCACACCCAACAAAAACUUACCCAACCUUGCAACAAAUGUCGUGCCCAGUUCUGCUUGGCAACCCCUGGACAGCAAGCCAGACAUGGACGUGGAAAUGAAGUCGGUGGCGUCGACACCACAGCAGGACGUGGAAAUGGCAGCCGCUCCAGUGCCAAAGGACGAGGCUAAGAGCUGUUCGAUCAAAUCUAAGGUUCAGGAGCCCAAGGAAUCGGAUGGCGGUCCGGCCAAAAGUGUGGAUGAGCGGAACGAACAGAUGCUCUCCCGUCUGUUGAACGCCACUUGGAACGAGUUCGGCAGCGGCUCCAUUAUCUGCGCUCAGAGCGCCAGCUUCCUGGAGCAGCAGCCAGAUCGCAGAUUCGACUUCGAGUGCAUCGUUUCCAACGUACUCAUGGAAGCGGCUCUGAAAAUAUACAACGAUGAGCUGAACGAGGGCGAGGGCGGCAACGACAUGGAGUUCUCCUCCGCCAAGAAAAUUAAGUCUGAUGACACAGAAGUGCAGGAAAUUCUGGCCAAUGCGGUGGCCUCCGGGGGAGCAGCCAUCUCCGAGGAAGGGGCGGCGGCAGGGGCCGGCAGACCAGAUGGACCAGUAGAUGCGACGACCACUGAAGGGGGAACUACCUGCACGGCGCCCUCUGUACUGAGCAUUGUGACCACCACAAAGCACCAUGUGCUGCUCUACUUGCUGCGUUGCUACAAAAACUACCAGGCGGAGUGUGCCCGGAAAACGGGCAACACCCAAUCAGCCCUGCAAUUGGCAUUCGAGAGUGUGAUGCGAAUGACAGUGCUCGUGCUCACCGACCGCAUCUACCAGAAUCUCAACAGCCACAUGGAUCAAUCGGCGCUCUUAGAGCUCAUGUACAUGGACAAGAUAAGCGAGUCCUUUCUCAUCGAUCUGGUGGCCCACACGUACCAGGAUCGUGAUGUCUUUGACGCGAUUUUUGGUCAGGUGUUGCGCGGUCUUUUUGCGGGAAUGCAGCGCAACAUUUGCACUUCAAAGAUCAAUGUGCAUCAGAUCGACUGGCUGGCCAAGCUGGUGGUCAUUAAGGUGGGAAACGUUAGGCCCAUUGCGGAUCUGGUGUCCCGGCAGCCGAACUUCCUGCCGCCCAUCUGCACCAAAAUCUCUGGCCGAGAGAUUGUCAAGUGCAGUUUCCUGGGUCCCUUCCUUUCCGUUUCUCUGUUCGCCGAGGAGAACGUGAAGUUUGCCGACUUUUGUUCCAAGAACAAAGUUGAAGAUGCGGCCAGCUCGAGACUCCGUUGGGAACUGCACACUAUGCGCACUCAAAUGCACGUGGUUUUCCACUCUCUAUGCGUCAACGCAAGCAGCCGUCCGAAGACGCUGGAAUAUAUCUCCAAGAUCCUGCGUCUCAAUGACCGGCGCGUUCAGUUCGCCAGCGAUGAGAAGCUGCUGGCCAGAGACGGUUUUGUGAUCAACAUGAUGAGCGUACUCCAGCAGCUGGCGGUGAAGAUCAAGCUGGACCGCGUCGACCCCAACUUCCACUACUAUUCAAACUCGCUGGUGAACAUAGAGCAAGACACAAAGAUUCGUUACAACGAUGAGGAGUACCGUAGCUUCCUGGCUCAGGACUUUGCCCAGCCGGUUCCGCUGGAGAAUGUCAACUUCCAGACCCAAUGCUGGUUCCUCACGUUACAGGCCCAUCACCUGGGCUACCUACCCGCCAUCCAGCGAUACCGCCAGAAGGUGCGCGCCAUCAAGGAGCUGCAGAAGCUCAUCGACGAGCUGGAUCGCACUAAGCCGCACUGGGUCAACUCGCGCUACGCCAGCCGCAACAAUCAGUUCAAGGAGCGCUGGGAGAAGCAGCUGCGAAAGCUAACUCGUUCCAAAACAUGCAGCGAAAUCACACUCCUCGACCCAGCUUUGCUCCAGCGAUGCACGGAAUUCUACUCCACUGUCUGCGAGUUCAUGCUGUACCAGUUCGAGGGCCGUCCCAUCGAGGGCCCCUUCAUCUCCAAACGGUCCGUGCAACUGCUGGCGCCAACAGAUGCGUUUUCCGCACUGCCCGAGUGGUACAUAGACGACAUAGCCGAGUUCAUCCUGUUCACCAUGCAGCAUGCCAACGUCGACAUUCGCCAGGGCAUCGACCAUUCUAUCAUCACCUGGCUGCUGACCUGCGUCUGCGCCUCGCACCUCAUCAAGAAUCCGUACGUGACUGCCAAGCUGGUCGAGGUGAUGUUCGUCUUCUCGUUAAAGCCAGCCAACUCUGUGAACACAGCAAUGUGGAACCACGAACUAGCCCAAAAUGCCCUGGUCAGCGCCCUAAUGAGAUUCUACGUGGAUGUAGAGACAACAGGCCAAAGCACUGAGUUUUAUGAUAAGUUUACAAUAAGAUACCACAUCAGCCAUCUGUUCAAAUCUAUGUGGGAGAAUCCCAUUCACCGCCAAGCCGUCAUCUGCGAGUCGCGAGUGGGCAACCAGUUUGUCAAAUUCGUCAACAUGCUGAUGAACGACACAACUUUCCUGUUAGAUGAAUGCUUAGAAAAUCUGAAACGCAUUCACCAGACCCAGCAGCUGCUCGCCGACAAGGCCAAUCUAAGCAAAAUGAGUGCCGAGCAGCAGCAGAGCCGGCUAACCCAGUUGGCGACAGACGAGCGUCAGUGUCGUUCUUACUUGACGCUGGCGCGCGAAACGGUCGAUCUCUUUCACUAUCUGACGAGCGACAUUAAGGAGCCAUUCAUGCGCGCCGAGCUGGUAGACAGGCUCAGCUCUAUGCUGAACUUCAACCUGAAACAGUUGGCCGGGCCGAAGUGCAACGACUUGAAGGUUAAGAAUCCGGCAAAGUACGGCUGGGAGCCGCGCAGCCUGCUGGCCCAGAUCUUCGACAUAUAUCUCCACCUGGACUGUGAUAGAUUCGCUCAGGCCCUGGCCGCCGAUGAGCGCUCCUUCGAUGUGCACAUUUGCAACGAGGCCGCCUCGCGGAUCAAGCGCUUGGCCCUUCGCUCGGCAGUUGAGGUGGAGCGUUUCCGGGCGCUCACCCAGCGAGCCCAUGAAAUUUAUGUUGCCAACCAACAGACUGAGGACGAGUGCGCAGAUGCACCGGACGAGUUCAAGGAUCCGCUUAUGGACACCCUGAUGUCCGAUCCAGUGGUGCUGCCCUCCGGCACGGUGAUGGACCGGGCGAUCAUCACCAGGCAUCUGCUCAAUAGCUGCACAGAUCCAUUCAACCGGCAGCCGCUCACGGAGGACAUGCUGGUGCCGAACAUCGAGCUGAAGCAGCGCAUCGAUGCCUGGCGGAAGGAGCGAAGCGGCAAGCGCAACAACAGCUAAGUCCCGCUGACUACAACAGCAACCUACCCGCAACCCGCAACCCAAGUCUACGCCUAGGACUAGUUUAAUGUGCAGUUUUAGUGUAUUACCUAUCUUCUACAUAUAUUUAUAUACAUACACAUGAAUAUUGUGCAGGAUUAGUUGUGCAGCGGUACUUGCCGGCCAGUUUUUUGCUCAGCAAGUACCCGGUAAUCUAUAAUUGAUCGCAGCUCCGCUCAGGAGUCUUGAUUUUUAAAUGUUUCGAGAAAUUUUCAGAAUUUGCAAAUGUUUCGUUAUUCAUUCUUUUGCUACAACAAAAAUUUCUGUCAAAUUAUAAUCCCAAUAAACUUUAGGUUUUUGGAAAUCCUUGGUAAAAAAAAAAAACGAGAGGUUCUUUUUAAUUAGAUUGCAAUUGGAUUUUAAAAGUAAACAAAUUAUAAAUAUUGGAAAGUAGGGCCAACCAGAGAACGCAUAGUGUUGGUUUUUAUAAAAUUGGAAUUUAUUUUUUUUUACAACUGGAUUCACAAAUAAAGUGUAUUAAAGCGUA